AUGCAUCUUAUGUACACUUUGGACAACGAGGGCAAGCGGGUGUACACCCUCAAGAAGGUCCUGAACGGCGAGGUCACCAAGUCUGCCCACCCGGCUCGUUUCUCCCCCGACGACAAGUACUCGAGACACCGUGUCACCCUCAAGAAGAGAUAUGGUCUGCUCUUGACCCAGCAGCCUGAGAGGGAAGCUUCCCAGCUGUAA
Messenger RNA from Aspergillus ruber CBS 135680, 201 nucleotides. Its product is annotated as H/ACA ribonucleoprotein complex subunit NOP10. The transcript is spliced from 4 exons. NCBI's taxonomy places the organism in Eukaryota, Fungi, Ascomycota, Eurotiomycetes, Eurotiales, Aspergillaceae. The record is from RefSeq and is a predicted model, not a curated record. The coding region runs from base 1 to 201 and encodes 66 amino acids. Gene Ontology annotation, biological process: ribosome biogenesis; positive regulation of telomerase RNA localization to Cajal body; rRNA pseudouridine synthesis. Gene Ontology annotation, molecular function: telomerase RNA binding; box H/ACA snoRNA binding. Gene Ontology annotation, cellular component: box H/ACA snoRNP complex; box H/ACA telomerase RNP complex.